GUUAGGUUUGGUGAUUCAGUGAGUCAUUUUGUUGAACAGUUGUGAACAAGUGAACUUCACAUUGCGCUUCAGUUUCACGAAAUGCGAGAGAGGAGAUAUGUCGGUGGAGUAUUCAACACAGCCGCCUUCUUAUCUGCGUCGUGAAUGUUGAUACCUCCGUCAUUCACAAGUUUCCUCAAACAGCUUGUCCACAAAUUGAUUGCCGAUUGAUUUCAAGUAUGAGAGCAAGUCUUCGCCGGAUACCUACUCUGCUCCUUGCACUCCGCGGUAAUCUCCAAUUGAAUCGGAUACCGCCGUACAUCAAAUCAGACCGCCCUCUGCACCUUCUCUCUCGACACCCCAUCGCCGCCACCCCCUCAAUUUCCGCGUCCUUCACUUCCUCAAUCCACAAUCACAGCGGAUCGGAGCAUGAAUCCGGAUCCGACUCCGAUGCUGAAGAAACGGAAGCUAUUUCAAUCCAUCCAAGCUCCUCGCGCGAUUUCGACGCCAUUGUGGACAUUCUACGAACACCUGGUGCGCAGGAAAGGAGCACAAAGCUGGAGCAAUGCGGAUUGAGUGUGUCGCCGGAGUUCGUCGCAAACGUCCUCUCCCGCGUGCGGAACGACUGGGAGGCGGCGUUCACCUUCUUCCUGUGGGCAGGGAAGCAGCCAGGCUACUCGCAUUCGCGGCGCGAGUACCACUCCAUGAUCUCCAUCCUCGGCAAGUUCAGGAAAUUCGACACCGCGUGGUCUCUGGUCGAGGAAAUGAGAGCCGCGUCCCUCGUCACGAAAAUGACGAUCCUGAUCAUGAUCAGGCGCCACGCGGCCGUGCACGACGUCGCGAAGGCGAUCAGCGCCUUCUACGGCCUCAGGCGAUUCAAUCUCGAGAUAGGAGUCGACGAAUUCCAGGGCCUGCUCUCAGCUCUAUGCAGGUACAAAAAUGUCAAAGAUGCAGAGGAUCUCCUGUUCUGCAACAAAGCCGCCUACCCGCUCAACACGAAGAGCUUCAACAUCAUCCUCAACGGCUGGUGCAAUGUGAUCGGCAGCCUUCGCGAGGGGAGGAGGAUUUGGAUGGAGAUGGAGAAGAGAGGGGUUCGACACGAUGUCUACUCGUACUCGAGCAUCAUGUCUUGCUAUUCCAAGAUGGGGAAUCUCAAUGCAGUGAUGAGGCAUUACGAAAAGAUGAAAUCUUUAGGCAUCAAACCGGAUAGGAAGGCCUACAACUCAAUGAUCCACGCUCUGGCAAAGGGGAGGUUCGUGGACGAAGCUCGUGCCCUCAUGGAGACGAUGGACGAGGAGGGAAUCGCACCAGACACCGUCACUUACAACUCGCUGAUCAUGCCUCUUUGCAAGUCGCAUCUCUUGAAUGAGGCAAACCGGGCCUUCGAGGAGAUGGUGGAGAGAGGCGUGGCGCCCACUGUCCGGACCUACCACGCCUUCUUCCGCGCUAUAAAGACAACGGAGCAAGUGUUUGAGCUUCUGGAGAGAAUGCAUACCACCGGGUGCCAUCCGAGCCACGAUACGUACAUCAUGUUGAUCAGGAAGUUCUGCCGGUGGCGCCAGAUUGAUGAUGUGUUCAAGGUGUGGGGCGAGAUGGGGAGGAAUGGGCUCGACCCGGAUAGGAGCUCGUACAUUGUGCUGAUACACGGCCUUUUCUUGAAUGGGAGGGUGGAUGUGGCUCAUAAGUACUAUGUGGAGAUGAAGGAGAAGGAUCUGUUGCCGGAGCCGAAAGUGGAUGCUAUGAUUCAAGAGUGGUUGGCGAGUAAGAAUGAUGCUAAUGGUGAAAGCAAUGUGAUUGGAUCAAGGGAGAAUGGAUCUAACUCUAGUAAAGUAGGGGAAAAGGAGAGGUUCAAAGCCAAGAACAAGUUAAAGGAUGUUGAAUUUCGGCGGCGGCCGGAAAUAAGGGGUGUUACUAGGGAAAGGGGCUUUUCGUUUUGGGAGGAUUGAUAUCAUCUGGUUUGCAACUUUUGACUAUGAUGAUUUUCCCAGACAAGUUAAUCUUGAGCAACCGAACACCCUCUCAAUCAAGAGCUAUCCUCUGUAUAGUUUUUAAACAUAUAGGUAUUUUAUUUUUAUAGAUUGAUAAGAUAGUACUAUGAUAUCUUUGAAUCUAUUUUUGUACUCCACUUAUAUGAAUCAAGCAAAAUUAGCUCGAAUGAUAGAUUUUAUAAGAAUAUUUAAGAUAGUCAAAGUUCUAUUU
This is a messenger RNA of Salvia hispanica, 2178 nucleotides long. The record is from RefSeq and is a predicted model, not a curated record. NCBI's taxonomy places the organism in Eukaryota, Viridiplantae, Streptophyta, Magnoliopsida, Lamiales, Lamiaceae.